Molecule: messenger RNA, 2857 nt
Organism: Diorhabda sublineata
Lineage: Eukaryota; Metazoa; Arthropoda; Insecta; Coleoptera; Chrysomelidae
Product: cytochrome P450 4V2-like
Exons: 8
Coding region: 1254-2642 (462 amino acids)
Molecular function (GO): iron ion binding; monooxygenase activity; oxidoreductase activity, acting on paired donors, with incorporation or reduction of molecular oxygen
Source: RefSeq, a predicted model, not a curated record
AGUUCAUUCAUCGUUUUGUUACUGUUCAUUGUUUGAUUUGUCUGCAAAUUUAUUUUCUGUAGAAACUAUAAGUCGUUUGAAGUGAAUAAAAUAUUUUUUAAAAAAGAUAAAAGUGUUUCAAAGAAAAUUUUUGUAUUGAGACAUGGCGACUAAAGAACAAAUGAAAAGAAGGUAAUGUUAUACUUUUAGCAGUCUCCUCGUUUUUUUAGCUCUAGAAAAUCGAAAAAUCAUCCAAUUUCCACAAAUUUUCUUUCUAAAAUCUUGGUUUCAGUGCUUUAAAUAUUCAUGAAAAUGCGUAUAAAUGUUGAUAACUUUUUUUUAAAUGAUCAAGUGAAAUUGUUAUAUAUUUUUUCAUAAUCUACACAAAAAAAACGAAAAAAAAUAUACAAAAAUGUUGUUUUCACAAUUAAAAAUAAUAAUUUCUCUAAAAGUUCACAAUAUUAAAAAAAAAUUGUGAAAAAUUGAAAAUUUUCACAAUUUAAAAAAUGGUAUCUAACUAAGGUUAAUUGUUAACUAUUAGAGAUAAAAAUGAACAUUUUUCAAUUUUUGUUCAAAAAUGUUCGUUUUUUGUGUAGAUUAACAAAAAAAUAUAUGAACUGCGUUUGAUGCUUUGUAAAAAAGUUAUGAACGAUUAUAUGCGAAGAAGUGCGUUUUUGAUCACAUUUAAAGUCAUAAAACUAUAUGAAAUCUCCAGGUGAGAUAUUUCCCAUAUUUUUUUUUUCAUAAAUCCGCCGUAAAAACGGAGACUUAAAAAAAUUAUCGAAAUCGGAUUCGAAGUUUUCGAGUUUCUAGACUUAAAAAACGAGAGGAUCGCGAAAGUAUAAAAUUACCAAAAAGGAAAAUAGUUAUUUUGUUUACGUAUUUGUAAAUAAAUAAUUAUCCUUUUCUCUGCAUCUGUAAAACAAAUAAAUUUCCCUGUAUGCAGGAUAUUUUUAAUUGAUAUCACUAAAAUAUCUGAAAGGGAUUACAUCAAUAAUAUGUUGUUUGGCACGCUAGAGUGAAUUUAUUAUACAUUCAUAUUAUUGUUUGGCACAAGAUAAGAUUAUCAGAAUUUUUGUACCUUCCAGUUCACGGAAAAUCAAUUUAAUAUAUCACAAUCUCAACCAGUUGAACGUUAUUUUGCAAAUUAUAGUUUCAAGUUAUUCACGUCACCAUCAAGGUUAUUUAGUACAAAAUGUACAGAUUUAAAAUUUGUAUUACCAUUAAUAUAUAACUAUUUGCGAGCCUUGCGGAAACUAAAACGCGUGUCGAAAAUGUUUAUUUUAUUUUGCGAUAUCAUUAUUUUGGUGUUAGUUUUUAUUAUCUACUUGCUUAUUAAGAAAUACGAGAAUAGUAGAUAUUUAAAGAACCUUCAAGGACCCAAACCAACCUUCUUUUUAGGAAAUGGGGACCAAUUUCUAUUCAAAACAAAGGAGCAAUUGUUGGAACUUAUGAUGGAUAAUUUGAAAAUACACGGACGUCUCAUAAAAGUCUACAUCGGUCCUGUGAAGCUAGGUAUAGUUACGGCGGAUGCUACUUUCAACGAAUUCCUUUUGACUUCCACGAAAAUCAUAGAUAAAUCUCAGUAUUAUGGAUUUUUACAUGCUUGGUUAGGUACAGGAUUACUGACAAGUACAGGUAAAAAAUGGAAAAAACAUAGGCGUAUCAUAACCCCCACUUUCCAUUUUUCAAUAUUGCAUAAUUACGUAGAAGUUUUUGAAAGUGUUGGUGACGUUUUUAUAGAAAAAUUGGGAAAACACGUUGGCAGCAGUAGCUUUGAUAUAUUUCCUUUAGUUACACUAUGUACUCUCGACGUAAUAUGUGAGACUGCUAUGGGUACAAAACUUGACGCAUUAAAUAACGGAAGUUCGGAAUACGUCAAGAGCGUUAGAACAAUGUGCUCCAUAUUUAUAGAUAGAAUAUCUUCAGUUUUGCAUCCUUCUCUAUACCGUUUAACACCAAAUUACUAUAGGGAACAAAAAGCCUUGAAAGUCCUUCAUCAUCACACUGAAAGCAUCAUUGAAAAGAGAAUAGAGGAAAUGUCAAGAAAGGAUGAAUCUUCAUACGUAGACACAAAGGUUAAGAAGAAGCGAUUGGCGUUUUUGGAUCUUUUAUUAAAUAGUAGAGUGGAUGGAGAAUCUCUAUCGAGAGAGGAAAUUAGAGAAGAAGUUGAUACAUUUAUGUUCGAGGGUCACGAUACUACAGCUGCAGCAAUAAGUUUUGCUUUAUAUUGUUUGUCUACAAAUCCAGGAGUUCAGGAAAAAGCGUAUCAAGAGCAGAGAAAUAUUUUCGGUAAAAACUUGAAAAAUGCCAAACCAACCAUUCCACAAUUGCAAGACAUGAAAUAUUUGGAUAAAGUUUUAAAAGAAACAUUGAGGUUAUACCCGUCAGUGCCUAUUCUAGCAAGAAGGACUCCAUCAGAAGAAAUUAAAUUCGGUGAAUAUACACUUCCUAAAAAUAUUGAUAUUUUGAUUUCAAUAUUCGCAAUGCAUAGAGAUCCGAUAUAUUUCCCAGACCCAUUGAAAAUGGAUCCUGACAGAUUUGACGAUGAUUCGAAUAGAAGCAAUUCUUUUGUUUAUACUCCUUUUAGUGCAGGACCUCGAAAUUGUAUUGGAUCUAAUAAUGGUAUUUGUUUAACUUUAGAAAAACGUAUAGAUGAUUAGUGGAACUGGAAUGACAUUUUUACAGUCCCUAAUUUCCCUAAUCUCCAUUAUUCAUCUAUACAGAUGGAUAAUAAUAGUUUAAAGUUGGGCAUAUGUAGUAAAUAUAUAGUAUAGUAUAUAUAAUAAAUAAAAUAAAGUAAUGGAUCCCAUGGAUAAUCCCUGUAGCGUUAAUAAUAAAAAUUUGAAAUAAAAUUAUUAAAAAGUUUCAACUCCAA